Schistocerca gregaria is the source of this 1969-nucleotide messenger RNA. RefSeq names its product secretion-regulating guanine nucleotide exchange factor-like. NCBI's taxonomy places the organism in Eukaryota, Metazoa, Arthropoda, Insecta, Orthoptera, Acrididae. Gene Ontology annotation, molecular function: guanyl-nucleotide exchange factor activity. The transcript has 7 exons. Gene Ontology annotation, cellular component: cytoplasm. The record is from RefSeq and is a predicted model, not a curated record. Bases 76 to 1212 code for a protein of 378 amino acids.
UCUCUGGUUGCAAUGUGCACAAACUGUUGUUUUUUCUGUUUACAAACAUUGUGACAUGAGUUCAUAGAAUUGAAAAUGAAGUUACUUGCUUGGGGUGCAAAUACAUAUGGUCAGCUUGGAGUUGGUUAUAAAUCUGAGCUUUGUGCUGAACCUGUUGAAGUGACAGCUCCAACAAUUGAACCAAAGUUACUUACAAGACUUUGUGGAGGUGGAGGCCAUACACUCAUUUUGGAUAAAAAUGGAAACAUUUAUUCCUGUGGCUGGAAUAACAAAGGCCAAUUAGGUCAGUCUUUGGAAGAACAAGCAGCAUCUUUUGAACAUAUAGCAGCUCUUUCAGGGCACCAUAUCAUUGAUAUCAGCUGUGGCUGGGAAACAAGUUUUGCUCUGACAAGGGAUGGGAAAUUAUUUGGUUGGGGCUCCAAUGUCUAUGGACAACUGUCUCUGCCAAGGGAUCAGGUCACAUUCAGUGCCUCACCUCUCCAGUUGACAGACCAUAAAGUGAAACAACUUUCAUCUGGUCUAAGACACACAGCAGUUGUCACUGACCAGGGUGAUGUAUUUGUUUGUGGUAGUGGAAGAAAAGGGCAACUAGGAAUUGUACAUCAUGGACAGCCACUUAAAGAAAGUUAUACUUUACAGCAUGUUCCAGGCUUGCCACAAAUUAAGAUGGUUGCAUGUGGACAGCACCAUACUGUAGCUUUGUCGGUGUGUGGAAAAAUUUUUGUAUGGGGAGACAACAAGUUUGGACAACUGGGAUUUGAUCCUUUACUACAUCACAAUUUUGCCUAUCCUAUACAGCUUGAUUGCUCUGAACGUGAAAGUCUUCCACAAGAAUGCUUACUUUCAUGUGGAUGGACACACACAGUCUUAAGAACAGGAGGAGGAAAGAUAGUUAACUGGGGAAGAAAUAAUUAUGGACAGCUGGGUUGUGCUGAGAAACAAAGACUUGAAAGCUGGAAGCCAACAUUUCUGAAUGAUGUUCCCAGUACAAAGCAGAUUGCAGUUGGAUCUGAACAUAAUGUGGCUUUGUCUGAGAAUGGUGAAGUGCUAUGCUGGGGCUGGAAUGAACAUGGCAGCUGUGCAACAGGAGCUGAUGUGGAUGUGAAGAGUCCCAGGAAAGUUGAAAAUGCACAGAAAGCUGCUUUAAUAGGGACGGGAGGUGCCCACAGCUUUGCUGUUGUGAUGACUGUAAGAAGAAGAGGAAAUUUUUAAGGGAGGUUCAAGAAGAAAAGAAAAUUAGGAACGGGCUCUGCUGCCUCAAAAAAUUCAAAAACAAUAAGACAAACAGCCAUCGUUCCUUGACAGUGUUGCACAACACAGAUCUGGAGGAACAAAUAUUACAUUGACAUCAUCACAGACAACAAUACAAGAAAGCCAAGAAGACAGUGGAGGUGGAACUCGUCAAUUGGCCCCUUCGGCAUCACAGGAAGAAGAUACGGCAGAAACACAUACAAUAGGAAAUAGUGGUGAAACAUCUAUGGUAACAAACGAUGAACGUUAUGCGGCAGCACAGAAAAGAAAACACAGUAAAGUUCGUAGUAAUGAUGAUACAAUGUUACAAAUGUGGAAAGAAAGGGACAAAAUUAGGCAAAAUUUACUAAAAAUGUUUAUGGAAGACAAUGAUGAUGAUAUUGACUUAUUUUUCCGUUUCAUCAGCACAGUUAUCAGGAGUUGACCUCCAGUUUAUAAGGCAUAAGGGGGGGGGGGGGGGGGGGGAAGAAAAAAAAGUAUGAUCGUUUCUGACUAUGAAAUAAUGGCUGCACAGUGCAACACACAUCAGCCAAGUGAUGACAGCAGCUCUUCAACCUCCACAACUCUCUCACAAAGUCUUGGAACUGCAGCACAAUCUAAUAAUGUAUAACAUUUUGUGGACUUAGCGUCAAAUAUAAUUUUUCUUCUGCACUUAUUGCAUUUCUUAGGCACUGUGGCAUUAUGUCAUCUUUAAUAAAACUGAGCACGAAAUUAAAAA